AAAAGACUGGGUGCCACGUGGAUUUAUCUAAAUUGCUCCAGGUGGGAAUUUGCCAGGACAUCGUGCAGCAUCUGUCAGCUGCAAGGACCCUGGGCUACGUACCAAGGAAACUCCCCUCGCUUAGUUGCUGCUAGGCUGGAGAGUCACGGCCUGCUCAAUCCUGCUGGUGGGGAAAGGGGGCACGUAGCUUUGCUGUCUCAGCUCUGCUCUGAAAAGCUUCACGUAGGCGGCUGCGUGGAAUGAAGGACGAGCAGCAGAGUCAACUCAGCCUGGCCUGAAUCUGAUAGUUCAAGGGGGCUGCGUGUUUUAUUUCCAACACGCACGCGCAAGUGCGUAAAUGAACUUUAAAAAAACAAGCGCUCGGGUACCAGCCAGCCAGCAUCAGGGCUGCCCCCUUAGCUUGUCCCCUUUCAUAGAGAAGCAGGUCUGGAAGGGACCCCCCCAGAGGUCAUCUAGUCACCCCUAUUCAAGCCAUCCCAUACAAAUCCAAUGUUAGCAAAAUGACACCGUCAAACCUGACACAACACAAGGCAAAACACCCUAAUCUGCCACAGGUAAAGCAGGGGGACUACAGCAGCCAACAUCCUGCUUUCGUCUCCCCUCCCCAGGCCUUUCACCUGCCCUGGCAUCGCCACGUGGCCUCUCCUCUAUUUCUUGCUGUUCCGAGGUGCAUUUCUCCCCGCCCUGGUGAGAUCGAGCCGGGCUGGGCACUGUACCAACCUCCUCCGGUCCUGGGCCAGGUGCACACCCUCAUCUGGUAUCACGAGCCCCGCUGGGACCCCAAGACCAAGGGCUACAGUGGCACAGAGCUGGCUUGGAUUAGGGCCAGGGCCACAGCAGUACCCGAAGUGGUCUUCCUGGGCAACCUCUGGGGCAGCUGCAGUCUACUUCUUCAGAAUGUAAGGCUGGGCAACAACAGCACCUAUGGGGUGUGGAUCCAUGCUGUCCAGCCCCAGGGGUCGACGUUGAAGGCCACGGACAAGCAGCAGCAUGAGCAGUGGAUGGAGACGAUCCAGGUGCAGGUGGCAGAUCCACCAGAGGAGGUGCAGCUGGUGCUGGAGCCCAAGGGGUCGGUGCUGGCGGGGGCAGCACGUGGCUGAACUGCACCAGGGGCCGACUUGCCCCAUGCCCACCUGGACCUGGUACUAGGACUGGCGGUCCCUGGUAGCCCCCAACCAGGGCCCAUGCUGGAGCUGUACAUGGCCCCCCAGAACCACAGCCCCUCAGCUGCAUCUCAUCUACCAGCCCACGAGGCCCAGGGCUCCCCCACCCCCCAACCCCACCGGUUGCAGGGCUGCCGGGGUCCUAUUGGUGUGUGGCCAUGAAUGGGGGGCUGGGAGCUGCCCCAGAUGUGGGGGUUGCAGGGGGAGUUGCUCCACCCCCAUACAUAGGGCAGUAGUAGGGGUAGUUUUUGUGGAGAGUGGGAGAGUUACUUGGUGCGAAGAUGCAACAAGCUGUGGGGUGGGGAGCAGCUUAGAAAGGGCUGAGUAUAACACUACAUAGGGGAUAGCAGGGGGCUUACCUGGAAUGGAGAUGCAGCCAGCUCUGGGGUGGAGCUCCUGGAGACCGAGCAAGUGUAAUGAAGCUCAGGGAGGGUUUAAGCCAGCCAAGGGAUGCAGCCAGCUCUGAUAGAGACCAGCUAAG
Alligator mississippiensis (American alligator) is the source of this 1644-nucleotide messenger RNA. RefSeq lists its product as uncharacterized. NCBI's taxonomy places the organism in Eukaryota, Metazoa, Chordata, Crocodylia, Alligatoridae. The record is from RefSeq and is a predicted model, not a curated record. The coding region runs from base 501 to 1100 and encodes 199 amino acids. The transcript is spliced from 2 exons.